This is a messenger RNA of Prunus mume (Japanese apricot), 2568 nucleotides long. Its product is annotated as pentatricopeptide repeat-containing protein At2g13420, mitochondrial-like. Gene Ontology annotation, molecular function: protein binding. The record is from RefSeq and is a predicted model, not a curated record. NCBI's taxonomy places the organism in Eukaryota, Viridiplantae, Streptophyta, Magnoliopsida, Rosales, Rosaceae.
UCUCUCCUCUCUGAGGCCUUAUGCUCUGAGUUUGCAAACCCCAACUACCUACCUACUUGUUUGUAGGACGUCGAGAGCAGAGGAAGCCAAAUUCAAUCAAAACCUCUCUCUCUCCCCAAAUGUCUGUGCAUUGCUACAGAGCACCAUAAAGUUUGAAUCUUAUCUCAGGUGUUGAUUUGCUUUUACAUUGGCAAAAGUAUCCUCAAUUUGGUCAUCACCAUGCAACAGGUUUUCAAAUUAUUUGUCCCCUAAUUUUGAUGCUCUACUUACUCUGAUACUUAAUUCAUAACUGGUCUCUUGACUGAGACUCUGGAGGUUCUAUCUUUGUUUUGAAAUAAUGACUUUGGUGGCCAAAAGUCGCUCAGCUUCUUUCCAGUUCUUCUCCUUUCUCCUUCAUCUCCCUUCAGUGCAAAUCCACCGCAGCUGCUCUUCACUCUCCACCAACCUCCUUCAUGAUCCAAAUGACGACGCAAAACACUCAAAUGACGCCGAAUUAAUAUCAAAGAUCCUUGUCCACCACCACAAUCCCUUCCACUCCAUGGAGUCUUCUCUGCAGCUCCACGGCAUCACUCUCUCUCCUCAGCUCCUCAACCACACCCUCCUGCGCCUCAUCCACAAUUCCAAAAUUGCGCUCGCCUUCUUCAACUAUGCCAAGUCCCUCCCCGACCCUCCUCUCUCCACCACCUCCUUCAACCUCCUCAUUGACAUCCUCGCCAAGGUCCGCCAGUACGACGUUGCUUGGCAGCUCAUCCUCGAAAUGGACAACUUCAACCUCACCCCCACCGCCUCCACAUUUCUCAUCCUCAUUCGGCGGUUGAUCUCCUCCGGCCUCACCCGCCAAGCCGUUCGGGCCUUUGAGGACAUGGAAACCUUCGUCCAAACCAAACCCAGUAGUCAAGAUUUUUGCUGUUUGCUUGAUACCCUUUCCAAAUAUGGCCAUGUUAAGGUUGCAGCUGAAGUUUUUAACAAAAAGAAGCAUGGGUUUGUGCCCGACGUCAAAAUGUACACUGUUUUGGUCUAUGGGUGGUGUAAGAUUGGUCGUUUUGAUAUGGCGGAGAGAUUCUUGAGGGAUAUGAUUGAGCGCGGUAUUGAGCCCAAUGUUGUAACUUACAAUGUCUUCUUGAAUGGUAUUUGUAGGCGUGCGAGUUUGCACCCUGAGGAAAGGUUUGAGAGGACGAUAAGGAAUGCAGAGAAGGUGUUUAAGGAAAUGUGGGAGAGAGGGAUUGAGCCUGAUGUCACUAGUUUUUCAAUUGUGCUUCAUGUUUAUAGUCGGGCACAUAAGCCCGAGUUGUCACUUGAAAAGCUGAAGCUGAUGAGAGAGAGAGGGAUUUGCCCCACUGUGGAAACUUAUACUUCAGUUGUAAAGUGUCUUUGCUCAUGCGGGAGACUUGAGGAUGCAGAGGAAUUGCUUGGUGAGAUGGUGAGGAGUGGGGUUAGUCCAUGUGCAGCGACGUACAAUUGUUUCUUCAAAGAGUACAGGGGGAGAAAGGACAGCGAGGGUGCUUUGAAGCUGUACAGGAAGAUGAAGGAGGAGGGCUUGUGCGUGCCCAGUAUGCACACUUAUAACAUACUGGUGGGAAUGCUUUUGGAAUUGAAUCGUAUGGAGAUUGUGAGAGAGAUAUGGAAUGAUAUGAAAGAGAGUGGGGUAGGACCUGAUUUGGAUUCGUAUACCAUGUUGAUUCAUGGGUUAUGUGGGAAACAAAAGUGGAGAGAGGCUUGCCAGUUGUUUGUAGAGAUGAUAGAGAAGGGGCUUCUCCCUCAGAAGAUUACUUUUGAGACACUUUACAAAGGGCUAAUACAAUCUGAUAUGUUGAGAACUUGGAGAAGAUUGAAAAAGAAGCUUGAUGAAGAGUCUAUUUCAUUUGGAUCAGAGUUUCAAAAUUAUCACCUUAAGCCAUAUAGGAGAUGAUAUGCCAUCUGCAUGCCACAGCCAUACAUAACUUUGGUGCUACAUGUAUUAUGCUUGCCAUAGGUGAACAAGCACCCAUGGAAUGGCCUCGGAGAACGUCCAAAUUUAUGACCAAAUAUGAACGUGCCAGAAUCUUGGGUACCCCCGCUGUGCAGAGCAGCAUGAAUUGCCCUGUGAUGGUUGAGUUGCAGGGUGAGACUGAUUCACUUGAGAGUGAUUGUUCUGCUUUGCCUACUGGAUAUGACAAGGAUGAGAGAGUUAUGGCACAGUUGCCUAUGCACUGGUAGACCAAAAUAAAUCUCAUCACAUAGUUUCACUUCAUCAUCAGUUGGGGUUACCGGAGAGGAUUGGGGCAAUAGGUCAAGGCCGUAUCUUGUUGAAUUUCAUCAUUUCAAGGGAGUGCUAUAUAUUCCUAGUGAAAAAAGGAAAGCAUGUAAUGGCACGAUCCCUUUGAUUCAUAAAAUCUUAGUAGUUUUGUUUAUUAUUAGUGAACUUGCUUGGUUCGGUAUAUUUCCUGAUGAUGUGCAGGUACUUUUGUGCGUAAUGAAUUUAUGCAGAAAGAAAUCCUUCAUGUGGGGAAUUUUUAUUGAGUAGUGUGGGAGUAUGUCGGGUCAAUUCAAAAUCAAUUCACAAUGAAUAAAGAUCGUGUGAACUCUUAA